Metarhizium album ARSEF 1941 is the source of this 3393-nucleotide messenger RNA. RefSeq names its product Multi antimicrobial extrusion protein. The coding region runs from base 1 to 3393 and encodes 1130 amino acids. Gene Ontology annotation, cellular component: membrane; nucleus. Gene Ontology annotation, biological process: double-strand break repair; single strand break repair; xenobiotic detoxification by transmembrane export across the plasma membrane. The record is from RefSeq and is a predicted model, not a curated record. NCBI's taxonomy places the organism in Eukaryota, Fungi, Ascomycota, Sordariomycetes, Hypocreales, Clavicipitaceae. Gene Ontology annotation, molecular function: double-stranded DNA binding; 3'-tyrosyl-DNA phosphodiesterase activity; xenobiotic transmembrane transporter activity. The transcript has 9 exons.
AUGGAGAGUCGUCAAAAGCGGCAGCGAGUCGAUGAUUUGCAGCGAAAUGAUCGUCCUGGAUCACUGUCGACUCCUAUAAGCCCCCCUCGGAAGAUUCGACGUCUUGAGACUGAGCGGCUGGCCUCUCCAUGGCAAUUCACUUGGAUAAGGGAUCUUCCCGAGGAACUCAACUGCGACGCCGUCACCCUGAAAGAUAUUCUCGGUGACCCACUCAUCAGUGAUUGCUGGGAGUUCAACUAUCUGCACGACAUUCCUUUCUUGAUGAACGCUUUUGACCAGGACACAAGACACCUCGUAAACGUCCAUGUUGUUCAUGGGUUUUGGAAAAGAGAUGACCCGCAUCGGUUGGCGCUCACAAUUAAAUCGUCUGAAUUCAGUAAUGUAAAACUCCAUGUGGCUCCAAUGCCGGAAAUGUUUGGCACUCAUCACUCGAAAAUGAUGGUGCUCUUCCGCCAUGACGACACAGCAGAAAUUAUUAUUCACACAGCCAACAUGAUACCAAAGGACUGGACGAAUAUGACGAAUGCCGUCUGGAGGACUCCACGGCUAUCUAAGUCUCCCGCAGGGUUUAGGGAACGGCGAGAGUAUUGUGACCUGCCAAUCGGCAGCGGCGAGAGAUUCAAAGCCGAUCUUCUGAAUUACUUAUCAUCGUACGACCGUCGAAAGCUCACCUGUGGGCCGCUUGUCGGACGGCUUAGUAUGUACGACUUCUCCAACGUCAAAGGUGCACUCAUAGCCAGCGUUCCCGGAAAACACAGCAUACAUGACCCUUCUGGUAGUGCGUAUGGCUGGUCUGGUGCAAAGCGGUACUUGAGUUCAGUUCCGUGCAAAGAAGGUAGUUCAGAAGUUGUCUGCCAAGUGUCCUCUAUUGCGACCCUAGGUGCCAAGGAUACUUGGCUCCAGCGAACACUUUUCGAUUCUCUCGCGGCAUGCAAGACGAAGGCCUUACAAAGACCAAAGUUUAGCAUCGUAUUUCCGACGGCAGACGAAAUAAGAAGGUCCCUAGAUGGCUAUGCAUCUGGGGCCUCGAUUCACACAAAAGUUCAGUCGUCUCAACAGGCCCAGCAACUGGGCUACUUACGACCCAUCCUGCACCACUGGGCCAACGACAGUCCAAACGGCACUGCCUUAUCACCUGAAAUCACGGUGCGGAAUGGUGGACGAGACAGGGCAGCGCCACACGUCAAAACUUAUGUUCGUUAUAACGAGGAGGGCUCGAUCGACUGGGCCAUGCUUACAUCUGCCAAUAUUUCAAAACAGGCAUGGGGAGAUGCCUCGGGGCCGUCUGGCGAGCUGAGAGUGGCAUCUUGGGAAGUUGGCGUUCUGGUAUGGCCGGGCUUGGUGGUGCGAGAUGUCUCAAUGGUCGGGACGUUUCUACCCGAUGCACCAACCGAGCUGGAAGAAGAGGCCAGUUCCAGGGCUGGUGACGGCAGCAAUGGACGGGCUGAUGUUUUCUCAACCUGGUUCGAGCAACCAUCCCCUCUCGCAGCUCUUCCCUUUCUCGCCUUUCGGAUACAAACUAGCCUCGUCGCCGACUCGGACGCCCUGCCAACCACGAUGGAGCAUGGGAGAAGCAUUGGAAACUCGCCCAGUCGCCGCGAUGUCUUGUCAAGCUCCGCCCAACAAAGAUUCCUGUCCAGCUCCCCAUUAGCAGGGCGAUUUCUCGCCGAAGACAUAGCCGCAUGCUCUGAUGACGGCUAUGACGACACCGUGGCGGAAGACCAUAUCGACGCUGAACGACCCAGUCACCUCAUGUAUCGCCGCCCCAGCGGCGUUGCCUAUGGCGGAACAAGACCAGUCUUUAAUGCGCAGCCUAUUGACGAACCCGUCCUGACGCCAAUGGAGAGAAGACAGUCUCGCCAAGCCGAAAGAAGCCUCCUACGAGACAACCAUGUGCUGCCCCCCAAGCACAGAACCCAGAAGCAGAAGCUGUCCUUUGCCCGACGUCUAUACGGCACACUCUUUAGCACAAAGCUGCCACGGGGAACCGUCGACGAGGAACCGCCCGAAUACGCCCCUACGGAAACCUCGCCACUCUUCAAUGGACAUGGCGAGGGUGUAGGCUCCGACGCCGGGUCCGGCUCAGCAGACGAUGUGCUGGAGCAACAGUGGGAAGAGGCCAUUGCGUCCGGCCGAUUGCAAACUACGUGGCAGAGAGAAACAAAGACGAUUGUGGCUUAUUCCUGGCCACUAAUUAUUACAUUCGUCCUGCAAUAUUCCAUUAACGUCACGAGUAUUUUCGCCGUGGGCAGGAUUGGGAGGAUUGAGCUCGGAGCUGUUUCAUUGGCCAAUAUGUCACAGGCAAUUAGUUGCCUCGCCCCCUUCCAAGGCUUAGCAACGAGUCUGGACACACUCUGCGCCCAAGCCUACGGCUCGGGUCACAAGCACCUGGUUGGCUUACAAUGCCAACGAAUGGCGUGCUUUCUCAUGUUCUUGUCGGUCCCGGUCGCCAUACUCUGGUUAUUCGCCGACAGAAUCCUCGUCUACGUCGUCCCGGACGCAGAAACCGCCCGUCUGGCAGCCCUGUAUCUCAAGGUCAUGAUCGCCAGCAUCCCCGGCGUCAUCCUCUUCGAAGUCGGCAAGCGUUUCACCCAGGCACAGGGCCUCUUCCGGGCAACCACCUACGUGCUCCUGGUUGCUGCACCCAUCAACAUCUUCAUCAACUGGCUUCUCGUAUGGAAACUCGGUCUAGGUUUCGUCGGCGCACCCAUUGCCGUCGCCAUCACGGAGAGCUUGUUGCCAAUCCUUCUCGUCUUGUACAUUGUCCUUGUUGAUGGCAAGCAGUGCUGGGGCGGCUUCAGCAAGCGCAUCUUUACAAACUGGUGGAUCAUGAUUAAGCUCGCCCUCCCUGGUAUGAUCAUGGUCGAGGCAGAAUGGCUCGCAUUUGAGAUCAUGACCCUCCUGGCUGGGCAGUUUGGCACCGAAUUCCUCGCUGCGCAGAGUGUCCUAGUUACCCUGUCCAGUAUCUCCUACCAGAUUCCGUUUCCCAUGUCCAUUGCCGCGUCUACACGAGUGGCAAACCUCAUGGGGGCGGGGCUUGUUGAUGCCGCCAAAAUAGCCGCCAAAGUGACCGUUGUACUAGCAAGCAUCCUCGGCGCCCUCAACGUAACCAUCUUCUCCUCCCUCCGCUUCCACCUCCCCGUUCUCUUCACCAACGACCCGGAAGUCAUCAAGAUUGUCGCCAGCGUCCUCCCCCUCGUGGCUGUCAUGCAACUUUUCGAUGGUCUCAGCGCAGGCGCGCAUGGUCUCCUCCGCGGCUGGAAUCUCGAAGGUCUGUGGGUCGGCGUCACUAUUGGCUUGGUACUCGUGUCCGUCAUCGAAUACACGUACCUCUUCAAAACAGACUGGCACAAGGCCGCUCUUGAAGCAGAGGCGCGAAAUGCCGCCGGUUGA